Messenger RNA from Lepidothrix coronata (blue-crowned manakin), 1091 nucleotides. RefSeq names its product general transcription factor IIIC subunit 6 (gene GTF3C6). Gene Ontology annotation, cellular component: transcription factor TFIIIC complex. Lineage: Eukaryota; Metazoa; Chordata; Aves; Passeriformes; Pipridae. The record is from RefSeq and is a predicted model, not a curated record. Gene Ontology annotation, biological process: transcription by RNA polymerase III. The coding region runs from base 78 to 743 and encodes 221 amino acids. The transcript is spliced from 6 exons.
CCCGCUCUAAGAUGGCGGCACCGGCACCACGUGGUGCGCGCUGAGGCGCGGGCGGGGCUCGGGCGGGCGCUGGUGAUAUGGCGGCGGCGGCGGGCACGGGGAGCGAGGGCGAGAGGAGCGAUGAAGCGGAGGAAGACGAGGUGGAGGAGCAGCUGGUCAUGGUGGAACUAUCAGGAAUUAUUGAUUCAGGCUUCUUAGAAAAAUGUGAAAACAAAUGCAAGAUUUUGGGAAUAGAGACAGAGAAGCCCAUUUUACAAGUGGACAGAUAUGUAUUUGCAGGAGAAUAUGAAGAUACCUUGGGAACCUGUGUGGUUUUUGAAGAAAACACAGAGCACGAUGCGGAAGGCAACCAAAAAGUACAGCUGAAAUACAAGUGUCACACAGUGAAGAAGUUGAACAUGACACGGACCCUUCUGACAGAAAAGAAGGAAGGCGAAGAGAAUGUUGGUGGAGUGGAGUGGUUACAGAUCAAGGAAAGAGAUUUUUCCUACAGUAGGCCUAAUAUGAUUUGCAGUUUUAUGCGUGAAAAGGAUGAUUCUGAGGAGUCAGGCCAGACCCAAGACAAAUUGACUGAAGAGUCAGAGGGAGAGGUGAGUGGUGAAGGAAAUUCUGACAUGAAUUGUGAUCUGGAGAAGCAGCACACCUUGGAAAUAGAUGCUUCUAUUCCUCUGCCUGAAAGCCCUGCUUCUGGGACAGAGGAAUCUCCUUCUGGAAAUACUGCCUUAGAGGAUGUCCCUUCGUGAUAUCAACUCUGAUCUUGUCAUGAUUUUUUCACAGAAUUAACAAGCCAACUUUUACAGGCUAUGACAUGAUUUCCACUUUAUCUGAGCAAUUAAUAAUGGAAAAACAGACAUUGUGUUCUUGUGCAUUGCUUUUGUGUUUGAAAUAUAGUGGGAAGGGCUGAAGUGUUUUUAAAAAACUGAUUUGAAAUGUAUGUAUCUCUACCUCAAACUUGAACAAGGGGAAAUGGUUACAUAAUUAAAAGAAACUCAUUACUUAGAAAAAUGUUGAUGUAUUGUACAGUCUGGAACAUUUUGUAAAAAUUAAAAAACAUCAAUGUUUAAAAUAAAGUCUUGAAUUUUUCAAAUAUA